Molecule: messenger RNA, 1035 nt
Organism: Carassius auratus (goldfish)
Lineage: Eukaryota; Metazoa; Chordata; Actinopteri; Cypriniformes; Cyprinidae
Product: zinc finger protein 862-like
Exons: 2
Coding region: 25-702 (225 amino acids)
Source: RefSeq, a predicted model, not a curated record
UCCCUACACAGGGCUGUGGAGGCCAUGAAGCACAACUGGGCAGCUGUGGCCAUGGAAAUUAAUGAAGAGGCAGUCGGAGGAAAUACCCAAGCACAAGGGCUGCUUGGUCAAAUCCAGACAUACAGCUUCAUAGCCCUGACUCACGCACUGGCCGAUCUACUACCAGUGAUGACAAAACUGAAUUUAGUUUUUCAGAAAGACAACGUCAAUCUUUCCAGCAUCCGGCCAAUAGUGCAAGCAUCUGACGCGGCAUUUAGACACUUACGAGAUGUCCCCGGUCCAGAAGAGGAAACAUUCCAUGCGGGAUAUAAAGACGGCACAUACAAGGAUGUCAAAGUGACCAAUUCAAGCGACCACUUCAUUGAAGCUUUCAAAGAAGCCAGAGAACGCUAUGUUCAACAUCUGAUAGAUGCCUUGCUAGAUCGGUUCCCCGAGGAUUGCAUGUAUGUACUUCACUGCCUCGAUGCCCUUCUGAACCCCUCUAGAUAUCCGCAGACACAUAGUGCUCUCCAAGAAUAUUCAGAACCAGCAAUCAGAAGGAUUAUUUACAAUUUUACAAGCCUUGAGUCUGCGGACACCGCUCCUCUUAUCGAUACCGUAAGCCUGCAAUGUGAUGCCCUCGCUGUCAUGACAGCGCUCCAUGGCUAUGGAGGAUUGCAUUUCUCCACAGCCUGCGAAGUCCUCAUACGUGAUUUCAACUAAAUGUAUCCAGAGUGGACCAAGCUCGCCAAGAUAGCCUGUGUAAUCCCUGUCUCGAGUGUUCCUGCAGAGAGGGGGUUCUCGCUGCAGAAUCGGAUCAAGACGAAGCAGCGAAGAUGCCUUGCGGAGAACAAGGUUACGCGGCUUAUGCGCAUUGCAAGUUGUGGAGAGACACUGGGAAGUUUUGAUUUCAAGUCGCCAGCUGCACAAUUCAGCACUGCAAAAAAGCGUAAAAAGUAGCCAAAAAUGACGCGAGACAAUGUUAUAGGCCUAGUCAUUUGUUUGUUCAAGUUAAUUUGACAAGGAGUCAUUUCACACGGUGGCCAAUUUAAAUGU